Molecule: messenger RNA, 3855 nt
Organism: Punica granatum (pomegranate)
Lineage: Eukaryota; Viridiplantae; Streptophyta; Magnoliopsida; Myrtales; Lythraceae
Source: RefSeq, a predicted model, not a curated record
UAAUAAUUUCUCCGUCUCUGACCGGACGGAUUCCGUCGUCGUCCACCUUCCUGCUCUCCUCUUCCUCUUCCUUCCUCCUCUGAUCACUUUCCAAGCUGUAGCCUUUUUGAUGAGGCUUGUGUUGCAUUGGACUUUAUUGUUUGUUUCCUUAAUUUAAUUCCUUGAUCCCUUCCAUUUGCUUUGCAAUUGCCCCUGCUUCUGUGCUCAUUGACAACAAAAUCAUCGGGUCUUCUUCUCCAUCUUCUUCAUAUCAUCGAUCGAUCAAGCUUUGAUACGAUACCACCCCCUAUACGAACCUUUUCGAUCAAUUGAGGAGGUUUCAAUUCAAUUCAAGCGCGGUGUGCGUAUGUAAUUGAAGGAGGAGCAUGGGAUUAAACUCCGCUGGUCGCCGCCCUCCCCUCGCGGACUCCCGCUGAUUGAUCGUAGGUGGUCGCUCUUUCAAUUCUUCUUCCCACUUCUGUCUCGUCUCAUCUGUGUAUUGAUUGUAUCUCUCCUCUUUCUUUUCUUCAUAAGAUUAUAUUAAAUUAAAUCAAAUUAUGCAACCAAUUGAUGAAGUCAAUUCUUGGGUCGGAGCUUGAAAUCUGGGGCUAGGUCAUGGACGAGGUCAGCCCUAGCCAUGAAGCUGAGCCUCCUCGAGCCCCCGACUCGGGCCUUAAAGUUGAUGACUCGCCUCUGCCAUCAUCAUCAUCGUCAUCGUCAUCGUCAUCGUCAGUAUCGUGGCGUCCCAGCCCGCUCGCCUUCACUCCCUACUCAUCCCACCCUGCUGCUGCUAACAAUUUGCGAGUCGUUGUGAGAAGACCGUUGGUGGCGAGACUGACCAAGGACAUUGUAGAAACAUACUGUACAUGCAAUCCCCAGUUCAAGUAUUCAGAAGAACUAAAUCCAAAGAGAUAUUUGACCAGCCCAUCUGUGGGAGUGCUCAAUGAUGGUUAUGAUAAUGCAAAUUCGGAUCUUAUUUUGACCGUGAACUUCGUUUUGGUCAAUCCAGAGACACAGAGAAGGUAUAUUGUCAAAGAUGUCCUCGGGCAUGGUACAUUUGGCCAGGUUGCAAAAUGCUGGGUACCAGAAAUUGGAAACUUCGUUGCUGUUAAAAUUAUCAAAAAUCAGCCUGCUUACUAUCAACAGGCAUUGGUUGAGGUUUCUAUACUGACCACGUUGAAUAAAAAGUAUGAUCCUGAGGAUAAGCAUCACAUUGUCCGUAUAUACGAUUACUUUGUGUAUCGCCGCCAUUUAUGCAUAUGUUUUGAACUGCUUGACACAAAUCUGUAUGAGCUUAUUAAGAUAAAUCACUUCCGGGGGUUGUCAUUGAGCAUAGUCCAGCUAUUCUCGAAACAGAUUUUGAAAGGAUUGGCUCUGUUAAAAGAUGCUGCUAUAAUUCAUUGCGAUCUGAAGCCUGAAAACAUACUGCUCUGUACGAGCGUGAAACCAGCAGAAAUAAAAAUUAUUGACUUUGGCUCUGCGUGCAUGGAAGAUCGCACUGUUUACUCGUACAUUCAGAGCCGCUAUUACAGAUCUCCUGAAGUUCUACUUGGGUACCAAUACACAACUGCCAUUGACAUGUGGUCUUUUGGAUGCAUUGUUGCGGAAUUGUUUCUUGGAUUGCCACUCUUUCCAGGAGCAUCAGAAUUUGAUCUUCUGCAGCGAAUGAUAAAAAUACUUGGAGGGCAACCUCCUGACUACGUGUUAAAAGAGGCAAAAAAUACAAGUAAGUUUUUUAAGUGCAUUGGAAAUGCCCAUAAUCCUGAGAAUGCUGGAGCUUCUAUUGGUGGCAGUGGCAAAAGUAUUUAUCAAGCUCUAUCUGAAGAAGAAUAUGAAGCUAGAGAGAUGAGAAAACCGACCAUUGGGAAAGAGUAUUUCAAUCAUCUGAACCUUGAAGCAAUUGUCAGAAACUACCCUUACCGAAAGAACUUACCAAAGGAAGAUAUCAUUAAAGAAAAUCAGAUUCGCAUGGCUUUGAUUGAUUUCUUAAGAGGACUUGUGGAGUUUGAUCCGGCUAAACGUUGGUCACCUUUUCAGGCCUCAAGGCACCCGUUUGUUACCGGAGAACCUUUCACGUGCCCUUAUCAACCUCCACCAGAGACCCCUCGCGUGCUGGUCAGUCAAAAUGUAAAAGUCAACCAUCAUCCAGGAGGAGGACAUUGGUUUGCUGCAGGUCUCUCUCCUAAUAUUGCUGGCUGGAGCAAAGUUCCACAACAUAGCAGCCCAAGCUUUCAAGCAGUGCCACAUGCACAUGCUGGUAGUUAUGGUAGUUUAGGAAGCCAUGGCAGCUAUAACGAUGGUGCUGGGCUUGGAAGCAGCUAUGGCAGUUACGGAGAUGGUGGCAAUAUGUUUGCAUAUUACUCGCCUGUGGGUCCAUCUGCAAUGAACCUUAAUGCACAAGGUAGUGGCAAAAUACUGGGAAGCAGUCCUGACACAAGACGAAGAAUGAUCCAGUUUUCGCAUGGAAGUGGACUGGGCGUGAGUCCAUCAGGUGGAAACUUUGCACCCCUGCCCCUCGGUACCAGUCCCUCACAAUUUACUCCGCCAGGCUCCUAUAGUCAAUUUUCUGUCGGUUCUCCUGGACAUUAUGGGCCACCAUCUCCAGCAAGAGGUAGCAUACAAGGAUCACCGUUGGGGAAGACAUCUGCAAUGAGUCAAAUGAACAGAAGAAAGGGUUGGGGAUAUUCUGGAAGUUCUCAAGUUCAAGAGGGCUCUUCAUCUUUGCACUGGCAAGGGCAAGGGCAAGGGCAAGGGCAUCUUAUGGAAGGAAGCAACUCCAGCCAAGCCGAGGACAAUUCUCAUACCUUGAAUGGUUCACAGCAUCUGCAUGCACAUUCAACUGCUGUUAGCUGGAAACAGCAGCCAGGAGGAACUGGGCUUCCUGCUGGUUUUCCUGUCAAUGCGAACAUGUCAGGAUCCUUGAGGCAUGGCUCAAGUUGGCAAUCCUACCAAGCAGUUGGAGCAGUCAGCAACGUGGCUGAGACUGACUCAUCCUUACCUGAUCCAGGAGACUGGGAUCCCAACUACAGUGAUGAGCUACUUUUACAAGAAGACGGCUCAGAUACGAGUUUGGCUGCUGAGUUUGGGAAAGUAAUGCACCUCAGUUCGACGGAGUCCUUGGGAGGAGUUGGAAGGACUAACCAUGUUUCUAGAGCUGGAUAUAGUGUGUCCACUCAAAGACAACUUGGUCCAGUUCAAGCAUACCCACAUGGAGAGGUGGGCAAGCUUCCAUCUCACGAUCAGCACUCUGGACAUAUCCGUGCCAUGUCAAAGCCUUCUCAUUUUACGCCGCAAUACCCGUACAACAAUUCUUUGAGCCGUUUGGGACAGCAGCCUGCACAGAGGUUUAACCAUGGAAGAUCCACCUCCUCCACCUUUGGUCGAGGCGGUGACUGGCAUAUUACUCUACAGGCUCCUAAUUCAAGCUUUGGCAGUGAAGGACCACAUUCUCCCGGGAGUGGUGGCUCAUUCAUCAAUGGCAUGCCAUGGGGAGGCCACAGAGCUAGUGAUGCUAUCGCAGGCAUUCCCCCAACAUCCCGAGGGAGAAAAGACUACGGAAGAAUAGCCUAAAAUGGUGGAAACUGGCUUAGAAUUUUUUUUUUUUUUUUCCGAUUGAUGACCAUGAAGAAGAAGAAUCAUGUCCGGCCGUGGGUUGCCAAAAGAACCUUCUAGUCCCAAAAUUGUUCAUCUGCCUCGUGGGCUUUUUGUGCUGGGGAAAAUUUUCCAUUUUGGAUUAGUACUCACAUUCUUGUGGUGGUUGCAUAUAGAAUCUUAAAUAUAUAAUUUAUGGGUUUAUGGCUUUUGCAUGUAAAAUGGAGGGCCUUCGAUUGUCACCCGUUACUGCUAGAGUGAAAUUUAUGCCUGUUCUCCCUUUCA